This is a messenger RNA of Penicillium argentinense, 1974 nucleotides long. Its product is annotated as RanGTP-binding protein. The coding region runs from base 1 to 1974 and encodes 657 amino acids. Lineage: Eukaryota; Fungi; Ascomycota; Eurotiomycetes; Eurotiales; Aspergillaceae. Gene Ontology annotation, cellular component: cytoplasm; nucleus. The record is from RefSeq and is a predicted model, not a curated record. Gene Ontology annotation, molecular function: GTPase regulator activity. The transcript is spliced from 6 exons.
AUGGACGUGUUUCUGACUCGCCUGACCCAGCAGGCAAUGAACUAUGCCAUGCGCUCCGGUAUUGCGAUAACGACGACAUAUGCUAUGCGCCAGUCUGCGCGUUUGCUAAAAAAUCUAGAUGGUGAAGAACGUGAGGAGUUGAAAUCUUUACAGCAACGUUUGAACAGCAAGAUCCAGGUCAUCUCACCAGCCAUUGACAUGAUUGAGUUGAUUGCUGCCCGUGGAAACACCUCGCUCGAAUCGUCUGUUGCUCUUACCAAGUCCCUUCGGUGGGAUAUUCAAGCUCUUGGACAACGAUUGGCAAGAGCGGCCUCGUCUUCAGAAGCCAAGCGCAAGGCUUCAAGGUACUCCAAGGAUUCCACUCACAAUUCCGCGGAAAUCAAGCUAGUCAUCAGAGAUACCAAAACGCUCCUCGCCAGAAUCGAGGAUGCAGUACCGCUCUUAAACUUGGCCAUAACGACUUCGGGUGCGAAGCUGUCUACCAAUCUUCCGUCAACUGUCUCACCAUCACGGCUUCUGCAAUCAAGCUUUUUUCUGAAUGCUGGCGAUACUCAAUACUCCAUGUUACAAUCGCAGGCAGUGCAAAUAGGACCAACGUUUACACUGUCUAUGUACAUGCUCUUCGCUGGACACAUGCGACCACAUGAUGAAGAAUCUGUUCGCGAGGCAACAUGGAAAGAGGUCAUACACAAAGCACAAAUUAAACUCCGACGGGUUCCUAUGGAGCUUUACUACGCGAACGAAGGAUCCAAAUCCUCGCAGUUCGAAGCCCCGGUUCGUGCAGACGAGUAUGCUUACCAACUCCUGCUCGUUGAAGACUUGGAUGACGGAAGAGUCCAUACAUUCGAGGAUAAUGAACCACAGCCUCACGAAUAUGAAGGGGUUGAGAGUGCUGGUUGCCGAGAGAUUCUGCCGAUUCACCAAAUAUCCAAAAUUUUCUAUGCAGACACGAGCAGAAUCCUCAACAUCAGUAGCGAUGGGGAAACAAAUAACCCGGUUUUGCUUCUGAAGAGAGAUCUCAAUGCAUUACCACCACGCCGAAUGAUGGAACGCGAGGAUGUCGAAGAUGAAUAUGCCCCGGAUGAAUCUGGUGCGGAACCUGUCGAUGAGGAGCAAGCGCAACUGGACUCACAGCUAGGUGGUGGGGGCGGCGAUCCGGAGAAUUCGAGCUUCGGUUACCUCCACGAAGACUCUAUUCCUGAGGAGCGGCGACUCCCCUCAGGCCUGGACCCAGAAUGGAUUGCAUUUGAGGUCUACCACGACGAGGAAACUUCAGACACCGAAUCCGAACCUGACACAUCCAAUACCCCAGCACGAGAGUCGCCCAUUGACCCAAACAAAAUGGAGAAAUUAUCAUUGAACGACGAGAAGGACAAUCCAUCUUCGUCUAUCUCCCGCGCGGAAUCGUCAUCUCAACCUGCAGGGGCCACGCUCAACCCAAUUGCCCAGAAAGUCCAAACGAAUCUUUCCCUCCUCGAAAUCCUCCUCCGCCUGACAUCCCUCCAACAAUUCCAGCAACAACCCCAUCUUGCUAUUAGUGACGAAUUACUCAAUUUCUUCCUUGAGGAAUCUUCUACCACCGGUGCUGGUGGUGACGAACAGCACCGUCAACGCCUCCGCUCCGAGGCACGCCGCCGUGUUGGAUGGGAUCCGUAUGACGAGAGCCCUGUCAAACGACGCGGCGAGGACUACCAGUACACCUGGGGCCCUGAUAGUCCUUCCGCCUACCCACGGGAAGGUGAUCAGCUUUACUCGCCUGGAGGUGAUACGCCAAGGGGCUUCCAGUUUCGGUCCAGAGAGAACACCCCCGAGACUCCGCCACGGAGAGGAUCGCCUGGUGUUCGGAAUCCUAGCGGUUUGCGUGGCAUGACCCCUGCGUAUUCUGAUGGUGGUCAUUCGAGACACGGCUCGCCCUUGGCAAAGAAAACUGCUCCUGCAAAGUAUGAAGACGCUGGAACUGGCACGGCCGAAUAG